AUGGUUCCUCGAGAGAGGCGUUCGAAUGGGCAUCCCAAACCAUCGUCUGGUUCUCAUGACCGUGAUGGCGGUCUGCCGCCUGACUGGGAGGAAAGGUAUCCUAGAAACGGUGGCGGGGAGCCGUAUUACUACAAUUUCAAGACUCACGAGUCGACCUGGGUUCGACCGCGCAUUGCAGACUCUGGCCCUUCGUCUCCUGCUAAAGAGCGAGGACAAGACAUCCGCAGUGGCGUAGAUCGUUCUCCACGUCGCGGGACUGUCGACGGCGACGUUCAUGAGCUUAGGAACGAGGAUAAAAAACACGUUUCUCCUGGAGUCCCUCUUAGGUUCGAGGACCGCCACUAUCGCCCUGAUGGUCUAGCUUUGGCGAACAGUUCAAGUACCUCAAACAACAAGCAAGAUUCUUACGCUAGGCCUGCGGGCCUACCGCCGCGACCAUCUUCACCGCGGACAGUGGAUAAGAGACGCGGUCCACGUUCGAUCACACCGCCACCAGCGCGCCGUGAUGCGCGCACCUCAGAACUCGCCGCUCGCUCUCGUAGGGAUAUACCCCCGCUCGUAGAACGCGAUCUAUCCACCCGAGAGCGACGAAGCCCCGUGCAAGAUAGAGAAUGGGAUCGGUCUCGUAACGUGGUCACUCUCGAAGACCGUGGACGAGGCUAUUCCGCUGAGCUGGGCACACCACGAGGCCGCCGAUUACGCGACGAUCCGCCGUCAGAGCAUGUGCGUUCUGACCAAGGUGCUCGUGAUGCAUACAAUCCGAAGUCGGCUCCCAGUACGUUGUCCGCCUCCUACCUCUCAGCGAUCCAUCGUAUCCCGGCGUGCCUGCUCCUCCUGAGGUGGAUACUGUGUUCAUGA
Messenger RNA from Phanerochaete carnosa HHB-10118-sp, 858 nucleotides. RefSeq lists its product as uncharacterized. Gene Ontology annotation, molecular function: protein binding. Lineage: Eukaryota; Fungi; Basidiomycota; Agaricomycetes; Polyporales; Phanerochaetaceae. The transcript has a single exon. Bases 1 to 858 code for a protein of 285 amino acids. The record is from RefSeq and is a predicted model, not a curated record.